AUGAGGACUCAUACUGGCUACAAGCCCCUCAAAUGCAAGGUGUGUCUCAGGCCCUUUGGGGACCCCAGUAACCUAAACAAACACAUUCGCCUGCAUGCUGAGGGCAACACACCUUACCGCUGUGAGCACUGUGGCAAAGUGCUGGUAAGAAGAAGGGACCUGGAAAGACACGUCAAAUCAAGGCAUCCUGGCCAAAGCUUGACCACCAAGGAAGACCUACACAGUGACCCUUCCUAUCCCCAAGCAGACACCAAGAGUGAGGACAAUGACAGUGACGUGGACGUUUGCUUCACUGAUGAGCAGAGUGACCAAGAGACUGGGGCAGGCAAGGAGCACUGA
Messenger RNA from Staurois parvus, 339 nucleotides. NCBI's taxonomy places the organism in Eukaryota, Metazoa, Chordata, Amphibia, Anura, Ranidae. The record is from the annotation of a GenBank genome assembly.